GAGCAGCUGAGCCUGAACUGUCGAAAAGUGUGUCAAUACCCUGCGAUCAUCACUGCAUGUGUUUUAUGGGAAUUUCUUUGGAGAUGGAUGGACUGAUCCACAUGGAGAGACAAAAGUUGCCUUUCACUAUUGAAAACAUACUGAGCAAAUAUCCAAACAGCAAUGGAGACAGACCAUCAUGUGGAACAUGUAGCACUGGAGUAAAAGAGAAGGCAGUGAGUUCUGCUGGAGGCCAUGCAGAGGCUGUGCAUCAUGCCUGCCUGUGCUGCUGCUACUGCUCCCACUGUGGAGACAUAUACCAGACUGAUUUCAUUCAUGAAGCCUGUCAGUAUGGAUGGUCCCCAGCGAUGCUCACAGACACGUGCAGGCUGGGAGAAGCUCACAGGGAGGAGCAGUCACCCGGUCAGGUGCAGAGGCGAACCAGACGUCACCGCACUAUUUUCACAGAGGAGCAGCUGGACGCACUAGAGGAGCUGUUCCUGCAGAACCAGUAUCCAGAUGUGACCACAAGGGAGAAACUAGCACAGCACACUCAUUUAAGGGAAGAAAGAGUAGAGGUUUGGUUUAAAAACCGAAGAGCAAAGUGGAGGCGUCAGAAAAGACUAUCAUUUGGUAUGGGAAACACAGAAAACUAAAUUUAUAAGGACAUAUAUGGACCAUAACAUUGAAAAAGGAGAGAGUUGUGUUAUUUGUGUGAGCUUGAGUUACAUAAACACAAGGAUUUUUUUUAUUGCUAUUGUUAUUAAAUAUAAUAGCCAGACAAAAGUGUUAUUUUUCAUAUAAUAGACAAACUUUUUUGUGUCAGUGAAAUCAUGUGACAGUUGUGUAGCCUAUUUGUGAAUCUGAUUGGUUGAGUGCAUGAUGGAAGGUCUUGCAGUAUAUGCUGAUACUAAAUCUUGAAUCUGUAAAUGGGUUGUUAUAGGUUGCACUGGU
Perca fluviatilis (European perch) is the source of this 933-nucleotide messenger RNA. Its product is annotated as homeobox protein goosecoid-2. The record is from RefSeq and is a predicted model, not a curated record. Gene Ontology annotation, cellular component: nucleus. The transcript has 3 exons. NCBI's taxonomy places the organism in Eukaryota, Metazoa, Chordata, Actinopteri, Perciformes, Percidae. Gene Ontology annotation, molecular function: RNA polymerase II cis-regulatory region sequence-specific DNA binding; DNA-binding transcription factor activity, RNA polymerase II-specific. Bases 57 to 635 code for a protein of 192 amino acids. Gene Ontology annotation, biological process: regulation of transcription by RNA polymerase II.